AUGGGAAUUUUUAACACAAACACUACCAAGGCCAUGGUCUUGGCUAGACAAGAAAACUUGGUCUAUGGCAUUAAGCUUUCAUCAGUCGGGCCAGGCCGGAUUACCGGGUCGGAUGUGGUUCAUGACCCGAGCGGCAUGGACUUGGCUAUGAAGCUCCACUACCUUAGAGGAGUGUACUUUUUUAGUAGCCAAGCAGCCCAAGGGCUAACCAUAGUGCGCAUGAAAGAAGCUACAUUCACUUGGCUAAAUGUACACUACCGGACAUGCGGACGGUUUCGGAGAUCCGAAUCCGGCCGGCCCUAUCUCAAGUGUAACGAUUGUGGGGUGAGGUUCCUUGAAGCCCAGUGUGACAAGACCAUUGAGGAAUGGCUAGAGAUGGACUUGUCUCACCAGAAGCUGCUUGCUUCAAACCAAGUCAUUGGACCUGAACUAUUCUUCUCUCCACUUGUUCUCUUCCAGGUUACUCAUUUCAGAUGUGGAGGCAUAUCAUUUGGUCUUAGCUGGGCCCACGUGUUGGGAGAUGCCUUUGCAGCUUCUGAUUUCAUCAACGGCUUGGGGCAAAUUAUAUCUGCUCUUGAACCCAAUAGGCUACCAAACUAUGCAACAUCAAACACAAAGUUCCAGAAACUUGAAAACCCACCACCCCCACUCUCCAUAAAACAGGUGAACCCAGUUGGUGACAAUUGGAUAACUCCCAUUAACUGUAAAAUGGAAACACUUUCAAUCCCUAUCACUGCCACCCAGCUAAACAACUUGCAAUUCAAGAUAUUGGGUCAAAACCAAAUUGAUCAAAUUCCAGUUUUUGAACUCAUUUCUGCCAUAAUUUGGCAAUGUGUAGCCAAAGUUAGAGAAGGGUCAGAGCCAAAAUUGGUGACAAUUUGCAGAAAUGACCCAAAAGAGAGGACGAGAGGGGAAUGCAGCAACAGUCAGAUUAUAAGCACAGUCAAGGCAGAUUUCAGCAUUACAGAUGCGGAUCCAAAAAAGUUGGCAACCUUGCUAGUCAAGCAAGCCGGGAACGAGAGAUCCCAAAUAGAAGAAGCUAUGGAGAAUGAUAAUGGAGUGGCUGAUUUUGUUGUGUAUGGAGCCAAUUUGACGUUUGUGAAUUGGGAAGAUGCUGAUUUCUAUGGGUUGGAAGUGAAAGGGCAUAAGCCGGUUUACGUGCAGUAUAACAUACAAGGUGUUGGAGAUGAAGGAGCUGUUUUAUUGCUGCCAGGGCCUAAAGACUUUGGAGAGGGUAGAGGUGAAGGAAGAGUGGUGAAUAUUAUUUUGCCUGAGAAAGAAGUGUUUGGGCUGAAAUCUGAGUUGAGAAAGAAUGAUCUGUUGCUUGAGAAUGAGCUUGAAUGA
Messenger RNA from Prunus armeniaca (apricot), 1344 nucleotides. NCBI's taxonomy places the organism in Eukaryota, Viridiplantae, Streptophyta, Magnoliopsida, Rosales, Rosaceae. The record is from the annotation of a GenBank genome assembly.